AUGCAUCCGCUCAAUUCAACAACGACAACAGCGUCAAACUCGGGCGUUCCGGGAGUACAGCUACCGUCAACAGACUCCAACGAUAUUGGCAAGUAUGGGUUGCGAGGACUAUCUUCGCUUGUGAGAAUGGAGCAGUCGGAUUUCACCAACUAUGCCCUUGGUCAAGAUAUAGGCAAGUGCGGACUUGAUUUGAGCCCCGACGUUGAGAUCUUAAAGACCUGGGCCUCGCCAUGGUCUGAGACCACUCGGCUGGAUGUUGAGCCAUAUUUCACCAUUCCCAUCGAGAUGCAAAACAAGACGCUAGCUGCCAAGGACAAGAGUCCCGACCCGAUAAAUACCAAGAUCCAGAACUUGACGGAUGAAACUUUGUUUUAUAUAUUCUACAUGAAGCCUAGGGAUACGUUGCAAGAGCAUGCGGCUAGAGAGUUGGUGGCGCGAAAUUGGAGGUAUCACAAGGACAUACAAGUGUGGUUGACCAAGGAUAGCAACGUGGAGCCGGUUUUAAUUGGGCAGGAUGUGGAAAAGGGGGUUUACAUUUUCUUUGAUCCUCAUAACUGGGAAAAGAUUAGGAAGGAGUUUGUAUUGUAUUACUCUUCUGUACAGGCUUAG
Molecule: messenger RNA, 609 nt
Organism: Lodderomyces beijingensis
Lineage: Eukaryota; Fungi; Ascomycota; Pichiomycetes; Serinales; Debaryomycetaceae
Source: the annotation of a GenBank genome assembly